Messenger RNA from Paramecium pentaurelia, 243 nucleotides. The record is from the annotation of a GenBank genome assembly. Lineage: Eukaryota; Ciliophora; Oligohymenophorea; Peniculida; Parameciidae.
AUGUAAGUUGAAAUUCCCAGUAGAUCAUAAACAAGAUUGAGCUCAAAAAAGUUAAGUUAAAGAUUUAGGAUUGAUAAAUAAGGUCAUCCUAUUUUGAGAGGAUUUAAAUUACAUUCAGUUACAUUUAUUGAUGAUGUAGUUGCAGGAACUCCUGUUCAUCAGAUAUAUUUUGUUGACUGUUGGAAAUAUCAUAAUUAUAAUGAUUUUAGAAAAGAUCAAUCCAAAUGUUGUUAAAUAAGCUGA